Messenger RNA from Vespula pensylvanica (western yellowjacket), 2689 nucleotides. RefSeq names its product protein artichoke (gene ltl). The transcript has 8 exons. Bases 165 to 2057 code for a protein of 630 amino acids. Lineage: Eukaryota; Metazoa; Arthropoda; Insecta; Hymenoptera; Vespidae. Gene Ontology annotation, molecular function: protein binding. The record is from RefSeq and is a predicted model, not a curated record.
UCCUUUCCUCCUUCUUACCUUCUUACCUUCUUUCCUUAUCCCUUUCUUUCUUUUUCUUUCUUUCUUCCCGCACUAAGUUUCGCGACAGUUCAACAAAGUCAUUCGUACCGCACGCGCGCGUCCCGUCCUCGGUGUCCCGCGAAGAAGAUAGAUAUACGUAUAUCAUGUCGGGGCUGCUUUACACGCUCCUCGGACUCGCCGCGAGUACGAGCCUCCACUGUGCCGUGAGGCGCGAAAUCAGUCCGUGCACCUGCCGACAAGAGGAGUUCUCCAGUCCCGUUAUCAAUCCGGCUCAGGCCACGGCCAAUGCCGGCAACAAUGCUCCUCCGGCGCAUCCUCCUCCCCAUCACGGAGGACACGGGGAACGCAUCGAGGUCGUCUGCGAACGUAUGGACUCUUUCGGGCAACUAGCCGAUGCCCUUAGAGGGAAGUUUACCGCUGAACAACAAAUCAUCCUAAGAGUUUCUCAUUCCAAUCUCAGGGAUAUAUCACGGCACGAUUUCAAGGAGCUCAGGAUGUCCAUAACCAGGCUGGAACUCAAUCACGAUCAUCUCGAGGUCGUCGAUGGCGACGUUUUCGCCGGUUUGGGACGGACACAAUAUUUGAGUCUUGCUGAUAACGAUGUCCCAGCGAUACCGAGACACAUUUUAUCGCAUCUUUCGUUACUGAGGACUCUGGAUCUUAGCAGAAAUCGUAUUAGUCGUAUCGAUCUCGAUGACUUUAAGUAUAAUCCGACGUUGCAGCAUUUGUCGAUGGCAGGAAACGUGAUCUCCGAGAUGGUGCCAGGUUCGUUGCCACCGUUGGUGAAGCAUCUUCACGUAGGCCGAAACCGGCUUCACACCUUGAAUCGUACUUUACGGGAUCUGAAUCAGCUCGAAUGGUUGCUCGUAAAUUCGAACGAGCUCACAUCGUUGGACGGCGAAUUACCGUCCUCGGGGCACAAUUUAAAAAUGCUCUACGCCGUGGACAACAAGCUGACUCAUCUACCGAUGGAGUUUCGAUACCUUCAUCGUUUGGAAUCUCUUUUCCUUCAACACAAUAAGAUUCGUAGCUUGAACGGAGCUUUGCAAAAGGCACGGCGUCUCAAGUUCCUCGAGCUUUCGUACAACGAUUUGCAGGAGCUGAACGAAGAUGACUUCGUAGAAGUUGAGAUGCUGGAAGAUCUCGAACUUGGACACAACUCUUUGAAAUCUCUUGGUGGUACUAAUGAAGAUGGAAGCGGGGCCAAUAGUGCCCUUUACCCUCUCAGGUCUCUCAAAUGCCUGAACUUGACGCACAACGAGCUACGAGAGUUCUCAUUCGCUUCUUUGCGUGGUUUACGUGAGCUACGAAUGCUCGAUCUCUCCGAUAAUAGAAUAGCUCGGUUACGUAGAGGAAGAACACCAUCGGAGAAUUUAGUCGAAGAGGAAGGUGACGAGAUGGUAGGUGGUAAUAUUCAGGACAUACGACUACAAUAUAACGAGCUUAAAAGUUUAGAAGGUUCUCUAUUCGUCGGUAUGAAGGAACUACAAAAACUCAAUCUCAGUCACAAUGCGUUAGGUCCAAUGAUCGCUCUUCGUGAUCUUCGUGGACUCGAUCGUCUUCGUGUUCUCGAUCUAUCUUACAAUGAGUUUAUCACCCUCGAAGACACUUCUGAGACGUGGCUGCCUGCAUUGGAAGAAUUAAAUGCUUCGCAUAAUCGUUUGAUUACGCUCUCUGGCCGAGAUUUCCGCGGUUUUCCUGUACUCUGUUGGGCAGACGUCAGCGCGAAUCGGAUACGAACGCUGAUGCCGGAAUUAGUUGCGAAUACUCGUUGCACCAUUCACGGUGUCCCAGAUGUUCUUCGUAUAUACCUUCAAGACAAUCCGGUACUGUGCGACGCGGGUCUCGCCGAUCUAACGGUUGCCCUCGAGGUGAAUCAUGCAAAGGUUUACGGAGUGGGGAAUAAUUGUCCAACAACACCUUCAACGCCGAUCGAAUCAACGUCAUCUUUACCACCUUUACCACCAACACUUUUGUUGGCUGCUGCUGCGGCAGCCUCGGGGGGUAACGUUUCUUUUGCCGCGACCCUCGAAUAAUAUUUCUCGAUGAGAGGGCUAAACUUGGUCGACCCGGAGUAAGUCAAUAAAAAGAAGCGAGUUCGUCGCCUCGAAGGAGUUACUCGGUGUGCUUCUUCCGUACCUGGAAGACACGAAGGAAAGUGUCUCAAGUUCGUUCGGAACGAUAGAACGAACAGAAUAAUUUCGCGUAUCGUCGAAAUGAUUCAAGAUCCAUUCUGGUUAGUCAACUCGAUAUACACCUAAAGACGAACGGAGAUUUCGUCUUGGCUACCGAUAUUAUCUACUUGUUAGCUCGAGGAAAAAAUCGACGAAAUUAAGUGUCCUUUCGACAUAUAUGUAUAUAUGUACGUGACUAAGAUCGAUGAGAUUUCCUUUUUGGGUGCAAACUUAUUUUCGAAGGUAUGCAUAUCGUAAUACGAUGAUAAUAUCUGUAAUAUAACGUCGUCCAGUUGACGAGAGAAAAUUGCUUCUUGUAUACUGUUCUAAUGUAUAUAACCUUGAAGCUUUUUGUUAAUCGAUAGAUGAACGCUUUUGAAAGACGCUGUUAUAUGUCACCGAUUAUAGUAGGAACAGUCGCGAAUCACGUACGAGUCCGUUAAUACAGAAUUUUAUCGUUUUAAUGGACAUAUUUAUUCUUUUUUCGUGUGUGG